GGUGAAUUCAAUUGCUAUGACGAAGUCACUAAGCGAUCAAGCAGAGACCAUGGAGACAGUUGAGACACCUGUGCUGGUGGUUGGUUCUGGUCCAGCUGGGCUCCUGUUAGCCUUUCAACUGGCUCGGUAUGGCGUUCGCUGUAUGCUUGUGGAGCGCAAUCUUGACACCACCAAGUGGCCGAAAAUGGACAUCACCAAUUGCCGGAGCAUGGAGUUGUUCAAUCGGCUAGGCAUCUCUGAGGCCUUCCGUGAACAAGGCGUUGCGCAACACUAUUCUUCCGACGUAUUGUUCAGCACGGGGCUUUCUGAAGGCGGAGAGCUUGUGGCAAAAUGGAGUCUUCCAUCUCCGGAUGUCUGGAAAGAACGUAUACGGCAACAGAAUGACGGCACGAUGCCCCGCGAACCUUACCAGCGUUGCAGCCAGGCAAUAUUUGAGGCGUGGCUGAAAAAGAGGAUUCUUGCUGAACCCCUUAUCGAUACACGCUAUGGACACAAAUUCGAGUCCUUCAAGGAAGGCAAAGACUUUGUCGAGGCGGAGAUCACGGAUGUCGAGAAAAACGAAAAGUACACUGUUCGGAGUAGGUUUCUCGUGGGGUGCGACGGAGCUGGCAGUCGCGUACGGAGAAACUUGGGCGUGGAGUUGGUCGGCGGCCCAGCUCCUAUCGCCAUGUACCUUGUCCAUUUCAAGUCCAGAGAUCUGUCUAGGUUGCAGAAGCAGGGUCAGUUUUGGCACAUCUUCUUCACGAGUGGGGCCGCCAUCAUCGCCCAGGAUGAGGUCGAAACAUGGACAAUCCACAUCCCGAUCCCGCUUGAUGUGGACUGGAAACAACUGGACCCACGUCAGGAAGUGUACAAGGCUCUCGGAGGCUCUCUAGCGCCUUUUCCCAUCGAGGUGGGUGAGAUUCUGGUCUGUAGCGCAUGGCGCCCAGCUAUCUCUGUUGCCGAGAAGUAUUCGUCGCCCAGCUUGAAGGUAUUCCUUGCGGGUGAUUCUGCACACCAGAACAUCCCUACCGGCGGGUACGGCAUGAAUACUGCUGUCGGCGAUAGCUUUGACAUUGGGUGGAAACUCGCCGCUAUUAUCAAUGGUUGGGGUGGAGAUCAACUCCUAAGUUCAUAUGAGCUGGAGAGAAAGCCCGUAGCCAUUCGUAACAUCGAGCGGUCGGGCGUACACCACAGGGUCCAUCAAACUUAUGUUGAGUGGACCAUGGGGGCAGGUCCAGGCGUCGUUACGGCCAACGCUGAUGCCGGUGCUGCCCUGCGAGAGCGGAUUCGUCAGCAUGUGCUGAGGAACGAUGGUGAGAACCAAGACCACGGUAUCGAACUUGGCUACAGAUACAGCAACUCCAACAUCAUUCUCAAGGAGAAAGCACAGGACGCAGAGUCUGACUUCGACUACCGAAACUACGUUCCAUCCCCAGUACCCGGUGCCAGAGCGCCUCACGUCUUCCUUGCCGAUUGCAAGACGAGUAUCUUCGAUAUCUUCGGCCCUCAAUUUACGCUGGUGGACUUCUCUAUCGACGGAACAUGGGCUGCUUCCUUCGAAAAGUCUGCUUCAAGGCUGAACAUCCCGCUGAAAUGCGCCAAUCUGCCAAGGGAGAGUCAAGCGAAGAAAGUCUGGGGGGAGGCGACGCAUUCCUAAUUCGCCCCGAUGAUCAUGUGGCCUGGCGAUCCUCUGGAUCUCGAAUGGAUAAGCAAGACGACAUUGAGACAAUUCUCAGGGUAGUCACGGGUCAGGAUGCCACGGAUCCCUCCACCAGGGCCAUUUUUCCAGACUCCAUAGAAAUUGUGAAGUCCAAAGGCUUUACAGGAACAGUGGGUAACAUAGAUCAGACGACAGUGAAGCAACGUGCUGAAUUCCAAGAAUAAAGAUUGAUUGGGCGUUUUGCGACCCCUUUAACAUUGCUC
Messenger RNA from Microdochium trichocladiopsis, 1905 nucleotides. RefSeq names its product FAD binding domain-containing protein. NCBI's taxonomy places the organism in Eukaryota, Fungi, Ascomycota, Sordariomycetes, Xylariales, Microdochiaceae. The record is from RefSeq and is a predicted model, not a curated record. Gene Ontology annotation, molecular function: FAD binding. The transcript is spliced from 4 exons. The coding region runs from base 17 to 1639 and encodes 540 amino acids.